AUGUCAAUUCCUUUAUCAAUAGAUGUUACAUUACCUGAUGGUAAAAAAUUUAUUCAACCAACAGGAUUAUUUAUAAAUAAUGAAUUUAUUAAAUCUAAAUCUGGGAAAACUUUACAAUCAAUUAAUCCUAGUACUAGUGAAAUUAAUGGAGAAGUUUAUGCUGCUGAUAUUGAAGAUAUUGAUUAUGCAGUUGAAUGUGCUUUUAAAGCUUUUAAAUCAUGGAAAAAAUUUACUGGAGUUGAAAGAGGUCAAUAUUUAUAUAAAUUGGCUGAUUUAGUUGAACAACAACGUGAUUUAUUAGGAUCAAUUGAAGCAUGGGAUUCAGGGAAAACUAAAUCAACUAAUGCAAAUUUUGAUAUUGAUGAAUGUAUUGCAGUUAUUAGAUAUGCUGCUUCAUGGGCUGAUAAAAUUACGGGGAAAGUUAUUCAAAAUGAUCCAAAAAAAUUUGCUUAUACUAUUCAUGAACCUUGGGGGGUUUGUGCUCAAAUAGUUCCUUGGAAUUAUCCUUUACUUAUGUCAAUGUGGAAAAUUCCUAUUGCUAUAGCUGCUGGUAAUACUGUGAUUUUAAAAACUAGUGAAAUUACUCCAUUAAGUAUGUUAUAUUUUGCUCUGUUGAUUAAACAAGUUGGAUUUCCUCCUGGAGUAAUUAAUAUUGUUUCAGGAUUUGGAUCUACUGCUGGUGCAGCAUUAGCUUGUCAUAAAAAAAUUUCUAAAAUUGCUUUCACUGGAUCUACUGCUACAGGGAAAAUCAUUCAAAAAUUGGCAGCGGAAAAUUUAAAAGCAGUGACUUUAGAAUGUGGAGGGAAAUCUCCUUUAAUUAUUAGAUCAGAUGCUGAUAUUGAUCAAGCAAUUAAAUGGAGUGCUAUUGGAAUUAUGAGUAAUCAAGGUCAAAUUUGUACUUCAACAUCAAGAAUUUAUGUUCAUGAAUCAAUUUAUAAUAAAUUUAUUGAAAAUUUUAUUAAUCAUGUUAAAUUGAAUUAUAAACAAGGUGAUGUUUUCAAUGAUGAAGCUAUAGUGGGACCUCAAGUAUCUAAAUUACAAUAUGAUAAAAUUUUAAAUUAUAUUGAUAUUGGUAAAAAAGAAGGAGCAAAAUGUGUUCUUGGAGGUGAAAAAAAUAUUGAAGGAGAAUUAUCUAAAGGAUAUUUUAUUAAACCAACUAUUUUCGUUGAUGUUAAACCGGAAAUGAGAAUUGUUAAUGAAGAAAUUUUUGGUCCAGUUGUUGUUGUUGGUAAAUUUUCAACUGAUGAAGAAGUUAUUAAUUAUGCUAAUCAAACCGAUUAUGGAUUAGGAGCAGCAAUUUUCACUAAAGAUAUUACUGCUGCUCAUAAUAUGGCUAGUGAUAUUGAAGCAGGAAUGGUUUGGAUUAAUUCAUCAAAUGAUUCUGAUUAUCAUAUACCAUUUGGUGGAGUGAAAAUGUCUGGUGUUGGUAGAGAAUUGGGUGAAUAUGGUUUAAAUAUGUAUACUCAAGCUAAAGCAGUUCAUGUUAAUCUUGGAACUAGGUUAUAA
Messenger RNA from Candida dubliniensis CD36, 1506 nucleotides. RefSeq lists its product as uncharacterized. Lineage: Eukaryota; Fungi; Ascomycota; Pichiomycetes; Serinales; Debaryomycetaceae. The record is from RefSeq and is a predicted model, not a curated record. Bases 1 to 1506 code for a protein of 501 amino acids. The transcript has a single exon. Gene Ontology annotation, molecular function: oxidoreductase activity, acting on the aldehyde or oxo group of donors, NAD or NADP as acceptor.